AGUAACCAAAGAUAGAAAUGACUUAAUGACGCAAUCUAUUAGCCAAUGACGCGAUCAGAAAGCGACAGUUCGAAUCGUCUGAUUCAUUCUAAAGUGGCAGAAUGUGCCAACUCUGAUGCGGAAACGUUGCCAAAAUCGACGAUUAAAUGGAGUAGGACACUCACAAUCAAAUAUGUAUUUUGUUUUUGAAUAGCUAAUCUCUUUGACCAUGAAGCUGGUUCAUAAAGACAUCGAGAAGGAUAAUGCCGGUCAGGUGACACUAAUACCGGAUGAAGCAGAGGAUAUGUGGCACACCUACAACCUGCUACAGGUGGGCGACAGCCUCAGAGCCUCAACCAUCAGGAAAGUGCAGACGGAGUCCUCCACGGGCAGUGUGGGCAGUUCACGUGUGCGCACCACACUAACUUUAUGUGUGGAGACGAUAGACUUUGAUUCCCAGGCCUGUCAGCUCAGAGUCAAAGGAACAAAUAUCCAGGAGAACCAGUAUGUGAAGAUGGGUGCCUAUCAUACCAUUGAGCUGGAGCUCAACAGGAAAUUCACUCUCGCCAAAAAAGUCUGGGACAGUGUGGUGUUGGACAGAAUUGAGCAGGCAUGUGAUCCCGCUCAAAAAGCAGAUGUGGCUGCUGUCGUGAUGCAAGAAGGUCUGGCCAAUCUGGUUCUCGUAACUCCAGCGAUGACCUUACUCAGGGGGAAGGUUGAGGUCACCAUUCCCCGCAAGAGGAAAGGUAGCUGUGCUCAACAUGACAAGGCAUUGGACCGAUUUUAUGAGGCUGUCAUGCAGGGCAUUCUGAGACACUUCAAUUUUGAUGUGGUGAAGUGUAUUCUGGUGGCCAGUCCAGGCUUUGUGAAAGAUCAGUUCAUCUCGUACCUCUUUAAAGAGGCGGUGAGACAAGACUGCAAAAUUCUUCUGGAGAACAGAUCCAAAUUCAUGGUGGUGCACUCCUCAUCUGGACACAAGUAUUCUCUCAAAGAAGUGCUGUGUGAUCCAGCAGUCACGGCUCGAUUGUCUGACACCAAGGCAGCUGGAGAGGUCAAGGCUUUGGAAGACUUUUACAAGAUGCUUCAACAGGAGCCUGAUCGAGCAUUCUAUGGAUUGGCUCAUGUGGAAAGAGCGAGUGAAGCUUUAGCCAUCGACGUCCUGUUGAUCAGUGACAAACUAUUUAGACAUCAAGACAUAGCCACCCGCAGCCGGUAUGUUCGGCUUGUAGACAGCGUAAAGGAAAAUGGAGGAAAUGUCAGAAUAUUCUCAAGCCUGCAUGUAUCUGGAGAACAGUUGAAUCAGCUGAGUGGAGUGGCGGCCAUCCUGAGGUUCCCCAUCGCUGACGUGUCUGAAGCUGAGGAGGACAGUAGCUCCGAUGAAGACUAACAUUAUGGUCUUGUGCAAAAGGAUCUAGUAUGAAAGGUCGGAAAUUCUUCACAUUUAGGACUAAAUGGAAUAAUAAUACAUAAUGGCCUUAAUAAAGGAUUUGAAAGCAGUUAAAGCAUCACAAAAACGUGGAUAAUUUUGGUUAUUUGUGAUUAUGCAAUUAUAAAAUAAUCUUACUGAAAGUUCAACUUUUCUAUGUACACUACUCGGAAUAACACCCAUUCGUUCCAUUUUUGAAUUUCAUUUUCAGCAGUGAUUGGAGUGCAUUCAGAAAGUGGUUUGCUUAAUAGACCAAUUCUUUGUCAGUGUCACAGUUUACGUCGCACAUAAGUAGUGGCAAACAUACCCAAAUAGUCAAACUCAGUAAAGCAUAAACACAAAGUUGUUUAAUCCAUUUACAAACUUGCAAAAUGCAAAUGCAACUUACCUAGCAACACAGUUGCAAUUUCCAGUCAUUAUGUAGCUUAGAUUUAAUGUAGCUACUUUCUUCGUAGACGACGACUCAUGUCUUACACAUCACUGUCUUGGCAAUACCUCUGAUCACAAUACACGUGUCACACUGACAGCGUUUUGCUGUGUAACAUGCUAACAGCUCUGCCACUAAAACCCAAAGUAUACUUAGUUUUUUAUGAAUACGUUAGGGCAGGGGUGUCCAACCCUGCUCCUGGAGAGCUACCAUCCUGCAGAUUUCAGCUCCAACCCCAAUCAAACACACCUGAACCAGCUAAUCAAGGUGUUGCUUGAUAAUUACAGACAGGUGUGUUGGAGCAGGGUUGGAACUGAAGUCUGCAGGACGGUAGCUCUCCAGGAGCAGGGUUAGACACCGCUGCGUUAGGAUAUGUUUCAGGGUUGCCAAUUCUGGAUAGCAAAACUAGCCCAGUGACCCUAUUCCAAAUGAUCAAAACUCAACUCAAAUUAUGCCACUCGCAUACCUAAAAUACAUAUUUUACAGUCACUGUUAUGCGUUAUAUUCAAUUUCAAAUUGAAAAUCACUAUAUAAAAGUAAUCAUAAACAGUCUGCUUUAAAGGAGCUCACAGGCUUCCUACUAGUGCCCCUCCCUCACAACCCUUCGUCUAGCACAGUUAUAUCAUUUGUAGAAUGUAAAAUGGAUAAAAUAUUUCAAUACAAGCGUUUUAGUCAAAUGCAAUUUGUGCGCUGUCAAACUUUUUCCCCACUGAAAAAAAAACCAACCCAUGGCAACAGUUUAAAAGCCCAAUUCCGUGGGAUAACCACAGACUUGGCAACCCUGAUAUGCAUACAGUGUGCGUGACAUAAAUUUCAUCAUUAGCAUAGUAGUAUGAGCUUACUGUAUACACGCAGCCUGGUUUUUCUAACCAUGCAUAUGCAUUGGUUUGAAAUUUUUUGCACUAAUUAAUUGGUCCUAGUGUUAAUUUCGUUAACAAAUCAAUGACAAAAAUGACUUUUGUUUCUAUUGUUGACGAAUAAAGACAAGACUAAAAUGUAGUUUUAAAAAUAUUUAACUUUACCAAAACCUUUACCUAUUUUCUUCACCAAAAAAGAGGAGAAAUAUAUCAUAAUGUUUUUAUCAAGCCUCCACGAGCUUUCAUGAUUGGGGUUGCCAAAUGUUGAGUUUAAAUCCCCAAAAUCUGAGCUUUUCCUAGAUGAAUACAUUUUCUGCCCUGUGUCUCUUACUUAAUCAUUGCAACCUGGCAACCAUGCUCGCACGCUUUCUCUACACUGUGGAAAAACUUAGGUUGGAGUUCCAUUGUGAUAUUCUGCUCAAAUGAAAGUGUAAUACAGCCAGUCUGUGUUCCUUCAUGAGCCGCUUGUGUUGAUUGCUUUGGCUAAAUCUGCAAUCAAACCUUCUUGGUGAUGAACUGUAAUAAAUCCAAACAUGAAUCUUAACUAUGUUGUUUGCUAGUGUGGUUGCAGAAUAAAUGCACUUGCGCAACCGAUCUGUGACAACACAAAGUCUUAUUGUUUCAAUAGGAAAAACCUAAUUUGGAAUUAAUAAGAAUUUCACUGUUUUAGCUUUUGAGUUUUACUAGUUGUCAUAAUGUAGAGCUUGUUUAUUUAUAUAAUAAAUCAUAUUAAAAAAAUUCAAGGAAAUAGAUGAGUAAAUAAAUAAAAUAAAACACGUGUAUGAACUGA
Molecule: messenger RNA, 3479 nt
Organism: Ctenopharyngodon idella (grass carp)
Lineage: Eukaryota; Metazoa; Chordata; Actinopteri; Cypriniformes; Xenocyprididae
Gene: pelo
Product: pelota mRNA surveillance and ribosome rescue factor
Exons: 13
Coding region: 209-1366 (385 amino acids)
Biological process (GO): nuclear-transcribed mRNA catabolic process, no-go decay; nonfunctional rRNA decay; RNA surveillance
Cellular component (GO): cytoplasm
Source: RefSeq, a predicted model, not a curated record